AUUAUGUGCUUCACUGCAGUGUGAAAGGAUAUCAUACAUAUGUAUUAAAGUAGUAAACUGACUUAUUAUUGUGUUGUUGUAGUUGAUAUCUUUUGUAUUGUGGUGUUUUGAAAUGUGUAGGCCCUCAGACGAAACGGUUCCUGGUGUUGCAACAUUUGAAGUGACCUGCUCACAUCCUGCUCAGCCCACUUAGCAGUUGAACAUGGUCGCCUCAGCGCAGGGUCACAGAUAGAAGCAGUGGAACAGAGGAGUAGUCGUUUCGUCCAAGGUCUCCAUUGAGAGAGUCACAGCAAAGCUUCUUUCGGUGAUUUCCAGUGCAGCCAAGAACCAGAAGACAAAAUGGCCGACAAUGUAAAUGCCUUGCCCUUCUUUUAUGGCAACAUCACCCGGGAGGACGCAGAGGGCUACCUGCAACAGGGGGGCAUGGGAGACGGCAUGUACCUGCUACGGCAGAGCCGGAGCUACUUAGGGGGCUACGCCCUGUCAGUGGCCUACAGACGGGAGUGUUACCACUAUACCAUAGAGAGGGAGCUCAACGAGACGUACGCCAUCGUUGGGGGGAAGAGCCACCGAACCCCCGUGGAUGUGAUUGACUACCACUCCCAGAAAUGCGAAGGGCUGGUGUGUCUGCUGAAGAUGCCCUACAACAGGCCCAAGGGCAUGCAGCCCAAGGUGGGGCCUUUUGAGGACCUCAAGGAGAAGCUGAUCAGAGAGUAUGUGAAAAAGACCUGGAACCUGCAGGGUGCGGCCCUGGAACAGGCCAUCAUUAGCCAGAGACCUCAGCUGGAGAAGCUGGUUGCCACCACCGCCCAUGAGAAGAUGCCCUGGUUCCAUCACACCAUCACACGUGAGGACUCUGAAUCACGGCUCCAGAUGGGCUCUCGCACCAAUGGCAAAUUUCUGAUCAGACAGCGGGACCUGAAUGGUUCCUACGCCCUGUGUCUCCUACAUGGGUCACAAGUCAUGCAUUAUCGCAUCGAUAAGGACAAGGCUGGCAAGCUCUCCAUUCCUGAUGGGAAGAAGUUUGACACACUGUGGCAGCUAUUGGAGGCGGCAGGUGGAAUGCUCACCAGAAUCAAAUCCUACUCCAUACCCAUACCUGGUCGAAAAAAGGGCAGGGGUGCCUCUCACAGCAAAACCACAGAUAACCUCAACCCUUAUGACACCAGGGCUCCAAAUAAUAUGGUCAGCAAAGAGUCCAUGCCAAUGGACACAGAGGUGUACGAGAGUCCUUACGCUGACCCAGACGAGCUGAGGACCUCCACUGUGGACCGCAAACAGCUCUUCCUGGAAGAUGGAGAGUUGGGCUCUGGGAACUUUGGGACUGUCAUGAAGGGCAUCUACAACAUGAGGAAGACAGAGAAGCCGGUGGCAGUGAAGAUCCUGAAGAAUGACGACAACAACCCAGCAGUGAAGGAGGAGAUGCUGCGGGAAGCCAACGUCAUGCAGCAGCUGGACAACCCCUACAUCGUCCGCAUGAUCGGCAUCUGCGAGGCCGAGAGCCUCAUGCUGGUCAUGGAGCUGGCCGAACUGGGGCCGCUCCACAAGUACCUCCAGAGGCACAAACAGAUCUCCAUUAAGAACAUCACAGAGCUGGUGCACCAGGUUUCUAUGGGCAUGAAGUACCUGGAGGAGCACAACUUUGUGCACAGGGACCUUGCGGCCAGGAACGUGCUCCUGGUCACCCAGCACUAUGCCAAGAUCAGCGACUUUGGUCUGUCCAAGGCUCUCACAGAGGAGGAGAACUACUAUAAGGCAAAAGGCCAUGGGAAGUGGCCAGUGAAAUGGUACGCCCCAGAGUGUAUGAACUAUUUCAAGUUCUCCUGUAAGAGUGACGUGUGGAGCUUUGGGGUCCUGAUGUGGGAGGCGUACACGCUAGGGUUGAAACCAUACAAGGGCAUGAAAGGAAAUGAGGUGAUCCAGAUGAUCGAGAAUGGUGAGCGUAUGGACAUCCCCCCCAACUGUCCCGCGGAGAUGUAUGACCUCAUGAAGAAGUGCUGGACAUACAAGGCGGAUGAAAGGCCUGGAUUUGCGGUUGUUGAGCCCAGACUGAGGGAUUACUACUAUGACAUAUCGUCACAAUGAUCGGUCACCUCAAUCAGCAACCACUGGAGUGUAAAGAGCAUUUGACUCUGGACCUCAGGAGAUACUGCUGCUGUUGGGUGCGCGUGUUUUGCUCUUGGCACCGGUGGCUUCUUGGGAGUUCCUCUCAAUUAAAAAGUGUUAUUAAAACCAAGAAACCUGAUUAGUAUAGAUUUAAAGAUUGAACAUAUUGUAAAUCGAUUACAAAUAUCAGUUUUAAACAAUGUUGGAAAAUGAAGAAAAAUAUAUUUAAAAUCACUUGAUUGAAACACACAUUAAUAUUUUAGUCAUUUAGCAGACGUUCUUAUCCAGAGCGACUUACAUUUAGUGCGUUCAUCUUGAGAUAGCUAGGUGGGACAACCACACAUCACAGUCAUAGUAAGUACAUUUUUCCUCAAUAAAGUAGCUAUCAGUAAAGUCAGAGCUUGUA
This is a messenger RNA of Oncorhynchus gorbuscha (pink salmon), 2512 nucleotides long. Its product is annotated as tyrosine-protein kinase SYK-like. Gene Ontology annotation, cellular component: cytoplasm; extrinsic component of cytoplasmic side of plasma membrane. Lineage: Eukaryota; Metazoa; Chordata; Actinopteri; Salmoniformes; Salmonidae. Gene Ontology annotation, biological process: positive regulation of B cell differentiation; neutrophil activation involved in immune response; positive regulation of cell adhesion mediated by integrin. The record is from RefSeq and is a predicted model, not a curated record. The coding region runs from base 340 to 2085 and encodes 581 amino acids. The transcript has 12 exons. Gene Ontology annotation, molecular function: signaling receptor binding; non-membrane spanning protein tyrosine kinase activity; ATP binding.